Molecule: messenger RNA, 1526 nt
Organism: Schistosoma rodhaini
Lineage: Eukaryota; Metazoa; Platyhelminthes; Trematoda; Strigeidida; Schistosomatidae
Source: the annotation of a GenBank genome assembly
CGCAAUUAGUAACUAAUGGAGAUAGAAAUGUUAAACCGUUUUGAGUUUUUAAAAAUUGUUUUAUCCUGAAAUGUUUUUUCGUUAUGAUGCAGCGAACACUAAAAGACACAUUGAGGGUGGAACUUAAAUAAUGUAUUUGUUUUCGUGAAGUCAGAGAAAUUUUGGUCAUGAACAAAGACUAUGAUUGUGAAGAUUUGAACUCUAGUCCGGAAAUACGAAGAGGUUUAUGUAAAUAUGACAAUAAUGAUUCUCUAAUACGAGAUGUAUAUCAGUUUUCCCUUUCUCCAGACAUCAAGAACUCUACACUUAAUGCCGGUGAUGGUGUUAAUAUCACUGACGUUUCCCAAUUGAAGUUUAGUCCUAUAUAUUCGCCGUCUUAUAAUAGUUCACUGGUUGACAAUAGUGGUUUUGAUCUAGUGGACUCUAGUGAUGCUUCCUUUGGUCAUCGCUCAAGUUUACUUGGUAAUUCUGAUGAAACGACGUAUCAAAAUAUUUUGAAAUUGAAAGGAAUACCAGAGAUUUCCAUAAGCCACAUUCCUGAAAGUGAACAAUCACUCGGACGGUCUCGAAAAAGUCCAACUGGUUUUAGUGAAAACGAUGAGAUUGAAAAGCGGUAUUCUUCUGAUACACAAAAACAAGUAACUCCAAAUCUUCUGCUAAGGACUAAAAAUUUCAUGAAGAAACACCAUAGUUGCGUUGAUGCCCCUCCAGCUCAUUGGAUAUCAGCACCGGUGGCCUUAACACCAAAUCGUGACCUAGUUCAUAGUUGUUCUUCUAUAGAGAACGAAGUUUGUUUAUUGGUUAGCCAAGUACAAAGUAGAGACUUUAUCACUUCAGCACAAUAUGCUCCGAAAUGUUAUAUAAAAUCACUUGAUUACGCACCUUCAAUUAGAACCUCAUUUAAUGAGAUUGGUAAUCCACCCAAACCGCUGAAUUUCGAAGAUAACCUAACUGCUACAGUGAGUGAAGUGCGUAUGUGGAUCAACAAAAUAAUAGACGACAGCUAGUUAGAAUUUAUCACAGAUAUGAAGAUCAUAAUAUAUAUUUUUUGGAACUGAUGAAUUAAAAAAGACUAUGCUUAAUAGUUUCUUCUUUUUAGUAAAAUGAACUUAAUAUAAUCUUUUAUGUGUUGAAUUUAAUUUGCUUCUAUUAUUUCUUAAUACUGUGCUUAAAAGUGAGAAGUAUGAGUUUUUCUUGCAUACUAAAUGUCUAUAGGGAAAGUAAUUGGAAUAACUGUAUACGCACUCGAUUAUAAUUGCUCAUAGAUAUACGAACUUAAUUGGAGUCCAGGAGAGAACACCAACUCAGGGAUGCAGUAAAUCCAGCUGCCGAACCCCAUAUAGGACGAAACGCGCAUCUUGGAUUCCACUUUUAGCCAGCAUCCAUCUGUCCUUAAGUGGACUAUAUAUCUUGACAAAGCAAAUUACUAACUGAAUUCUUUUUACCUAUUUACUAAAGAUGUGUGUUAUGGUCUUGACGAUAUUUUAGACAGAUGAAAUGAAGAAGGAGAUAAGCGUACUUUCAAA